AUGGAUCACCGUGAUACCGCAUCAGCAGCUCCGGCUGGUGAGCCGGCUGCUCUUCCGGCUCGUCCACGUCCUCUAUAUUUGCACCAGAGUAGCUCGGGCAUUUUUGACGAUGUCGAAAUGGCCCAUGAUGAGGCGAGAAGCCAUUAUAACGGGUGGCUAACCAUUGCCUUACAGCUCUACUCUGGUCCCGUCGCCGAAAGCCUUCCAAGCAGUGUCUCUGCAUUUUCUCAUCGUCGAUCUCGAGCCGAUUCUACCACCAGCUUUGUUUAUUACGAGGGCGAUGAAACAAACCAUGACAUAGGAGACAACCACGAAUUCGCCAUACCUGCGCUCGACGACGACGACGAUGAUCAUUCAGCGGAUGACGAUUUCUUAGCUUAUAACCACGACUAUAUGCUUCAUCGAUGUUCCUCGACGCAAUCGCGCGCCUCUGUCCAUGCCCAUCUUCUUCGUAGAGAUAGCAACAUUACGACUACCAGUUCACACCCGUUCAAUCGCACCAGUCAAAAAGUUUACGUGGAGAGUGAAGAUCUGACAAUGGCAAUUGCUGGAUUCCGCACAAGAAUCGCAGGUUAUAUAGCUUAUAUAGCCCUGUGUAUACUAUCUGGAGGUAUUGCCUACCUGGUCUUCAGAUGGCUACCCAGGUGGUACAUCUCUCUCCUGGGGCAGGCCUGCCCUCUAAGAGAUUGUAGCUGGGUUGUCAUAGAAAAUCAAUGGGGGGAGAUGGAGAUUCAACAAGUCCGAAUUCAGGCUUACGGCCAACCGCUUUCCUCGAUAUUUGGGCUUCCAGAAAAGUCUUUAUCCUAUGGUCUGGAUGAUGAAAAUGAUCCUGUCGUCGACGACCUUCGAUCUCUGAAUUAUCGCUACGUUCGAUUCUGUUACCAUUCUCUCAAGGAUAAAUUCGUUCUGUUGAGCGGCUGGAAAGAUCCGAGUUGGACCGAUAUGCAAGCUGUACGGACUGGUCUUGACAGCGAUGAGAAGUCGACUCGCGAGAUUAUCUUUGGAAACAAUCUUAUUGACAUAGAGCAAAAAUCUGUGAGCCAGCUGCUCGUUGACGAAGUGUUGCAUCCAUUCUAUAUAUUCCAAAUUGCCAGUAUCGUUCUUUGGUCGCUGGAUUCAUAUUACUACUACGCAAUUUGCAUUUUUGUCAUGUCCGUUGGAAGCAUAACGACGACUCUCGUUGAAACUCGGGCAACAAUGAAACGACUGCGCGAGAUUUCCCGCUUUGAAUGCGAUGUCCGAGUUCUUCGGAAUGGGUUCUGGACAUACAUAUCGUCCGGCGAUCUUAUCCCUGGCGAUGUCUACGAAUUAAGCGAUCCUAAUCUGUCUCAGCUUCCCAGUGACAGCUUGUUGCUUACGGGUGACUGCAUCGUCAAUGAGAGCAUGCUUACAGGAGAGUCUGUUCCUGUUUCGAAGAUUCCGGCGACUGACAGUACGUUGGCACAACUCGACCUUACUGCUUCAACCAUUUCUCCUGAAAUUGCGCGCCACUUCCUCUUCUGUGGGACAAAAAUCAUUCGAGCAAGGCGGCCCCAAGAGGAUUUAGGUGGUGAUGCAGUUGCUCUGGCCCUGGUUGUCAGAACCGGAUUUAGCACUACCAAAGGUGCCCUCGUGCGAUCCAUGCUGUUUCCCAAGCCCUCGGGAUUCAAGUUUUAUCGCGAUUCAUUUAGGUACAUCAGUGUCAUGGCUGUUGUUGCCCUGCUUGGAUUUAUCGCCUCUUUCAUCAACUUCAUCCGGUUGCAACUGGAGUGGCAUUUGAUUAUUGUUCGUGCCCUCGAUCUCAUAACUAUUGUUGUGCCGCCAGCUUUGCCUGCUACCUUAACCAUCGGCACCAACUUUGCACUUGCUCGAUUAAAGAAAGCCAAGAUCUUCUGCAUCAGUCCACAGAGAGUGAACGUCGGCGGGAAGCUUGAUAUCAUGUGCUUCGAUAAGACAGGCACGCUAACAGAAGACGGCCUGGAUGUCCUUGGAGUUCGAGUCGUUUCAGUGGACGAGCACAAAUUUAGUGAUGUAAUCUCGGAGCCCCAUCUCUUUGAGCAACGAGAGACAAGCCUCUCCUUUCAGAGCAUCUUGCAAGCCGCUCUCCAUGCCAUGGCAACCUGCCACUCUCUUCGUUCUGUUGAUGGCGAGCUUGUUGGUGAUCCGUUGGAUCUCAAAAUGUUCGAAUUUACGGGCUGGUCUUUUGAAGAAGGGAAGCACAAUGUUGUGGAAGGCGAAGAUGAAGAUCACGGGAGUCUUUCGCCUUCGAUUGCCUCUCCGCCGGAUAAAUCUGUACAACUAGGCGUUCUCAAGUCGUUUGAGUUUGUCUCACAGCUACGAAGAUCCAGCGUUAUCGUGAGACACUUUGGAAGAAAGGAUGGUGAUAUAUUCGUCAAGGGUGCACCAGAAGCUAUGCGUGAAAUAUGUCGACCUAGCAGCAUUCCAAAGGACUACGAUGAGUUGCUCUCAUACUACACUCACAAGGGCUACCGCGUCAUCGGCUGCGCGACACGACAUAUUAACCGAUUGAGUUGGGUUAAGGCUCAAAAGAUGACCCGUACUGAAGUUGAGCGAGAUCUUGAUUUUAUUGGCUUCAUCAUUUUUGAAAACAAGCUGAAACCAAGCACGGCUGGAGUUUUGAAGGAACUCAAAGAUUCCAACAUUGCUACCGUGAUGGUAACAGGCGAUAACAUUCUAACGGCAAUCAGUGUUGCCAGAGAAUGCGGUCUUCUUGACCGCCAUGCGCACUGUUAUGUACCUAGAUUUCUCCAUGGUGACUCUCGGGAUCCCACGGCAGAGUUGCAGUGGGAGAGCAUUGACAAUAGCAUCUAUUGUCUCGACAGUACAAAUCUCACGCCGCUUCCAGCGCCACCGGAAGGUGACAUCUCGCUUCCUUACGACAUCACCAACAUGCAAAACUAUUCCCUGGCUGUAAGCGGCGACAUAUUCCGCUGGAUAGUUGACUAUGCCCCGGCGGACUUGUUAUCAAAGAUGCUCGUGAAAGGCAAAGUUUUCGCCAGGAUGUCGCCAGAUGAAAAACAUGAACUUGUUGAGAAGUUACAAAGCAUAGAUUAUUCUUGUGGCUUUUGCGGUGAUGGUGCAAACGACUGUGGCGCUUUGAAGGCUGCGGAUGUGGGAAUUUCGUUGUCACAGGCCGAGGCUUCGGUAGCCGCACCAUUCACAUCGCAGAUCUUCGACAUACGAUGUGUCCUAGAAGUCAUCAGGCAAGGACGGGCGGCUCUUGUAACAAGCUUCAGCUGUUUCAAGUACAUGAGUCUAUACUCGGCAAUUCAGUUCACCUCGGUUAGCUUCCUCUAUUCCAAAGGCUCGAAUCUGGGAGAUUUCCAGUUCUUAUUCAUCGACCUUCUCCUCAUCCUACCAAUCGCUGUCUUUAUGGGCUGGGCCGGGCCGGCCGAAAAGCUCUGCAGGAAGCGACCGACAGCGGAUCUCGUUUCACGAAAGGUCCUUGUGCCUCUACUUGGAUUGAUGGGGGCUAGCAUCGUGAUCCAAGCUAUUACAUACAUCACAGUUAAAGAGCAGUCUUGGUACGUGCCUCCGGAGCUAAGUCAUGACGAAACUAGCAUCAAGAGCUCAGAGAAUACUGCGCUGUUCCUGGUUUCAUGCUUUGAGUAUAUUUUCUCCGGAGUGAUCCUAAAUGCAGGGCCUCCUUUCAGACAUCCCCUGUGGGAGAACUGGCCUUUCAUCGCAACCAUCAUUCUGAGUUUAGCAGCGACUGUAUAUAUGAUUGCAGGCCCAGCACCUUGGUUGUAUAAUUUGAUGCAGUUGAGCGACAUGAGCUUGGAUUACAACUUGUUCCUGGUCCUGCUGGGCUUCAUGUAUUUUGCCCUGGCCUGGGUAUACCAAGAAUUCCUCUCACUGCGACUGGCAAGACUCCUGGGAGCGGCUAACAAAUGGGUUACCGGGCGAGCAAAGAGAAGGAAGCAAUACAAACUGAUACAGGAGGAAAUGAAGGGAGGUGUGUUUUAAGCCCGUAAGUGCGGGUGCUGUACUGCGCAUUAUCCACGCGUUGGUGUAUUUUUAUGGAAUCAAUACAUAGACUACCAGUAGAUACGCUGCUUCUCGGCCAGCAAGAAUCUGCCACAGAGAUGAUGUCCAAAGCCAUCUAUCUCUGCAAGGGCAGAAAGUAAUCAAUAUGCCAUCUUCCAAG
Messenger RNA from Trichoderma virens Gv29-8, 4147 nucleotides. Its product is annotated as putative Ca2+ pump. Gene Ontology annotation, biological process: intracellular calcium ion homeostasis. NCBI's taxonomy places the organism in Eukaryota, Fungi, Ascomycota, Sordariomycetes, Hypocreales, Hypocreaceae. Gene Ontology annotation, molecular function: ATPase-coupled monoatomic cation transmembrane transporter activity; ATP binding; ATP hydrolysis activity. The coding region runs from base 1 to 3966 and encodes 1321 amino acids. The transcript is spliced from 13 exons. The record is from RefSeq and is a predicted model, not a curated record. Gene Ontology annotation, cellular component: membrane.